GGCGCUGUCGCCAUGUUGACGUACGGCCGUGAGAAGGGACGCUGUUUUCAGAAAUAAUAAUAAUAAUAAUAAUAAUGGCGUUAGUAACAAGGAAAGGACGAAGCUGUGCGACCUGCCGUACCGUUUAAGAAAGGGGAUUUUUGUUUUGGAUUUGUUCUUGUGUUUUUGAGAGUGACUCGAUCUCGCCCGUCCUCUUGAAUGAAUUGUCGGCUGGAGUGUCGUUAGCCAUGAGCCGACCAUCGUCAGCCGGCGGCGGGAAAGCGGGCAAGCACACGGCGACGGCGGCGGCAGUGGCGGCGGCAGCGGCUGGUGGAGGUGGAGGUGGAGGUGGUAGUGGUAGUGGAGGAGGUGGAAGUGGUAGUGGUGGUAGUGGUGGUGGAGGAGGAGGAGGAGGAGGAGGAAACGGCAAUCCAGCCAUAGCAGCAGCGGCCGCGGCGGUAGCGGCCGCGGCGGCCGCAGCAGCGGGAGGAUCCAGCCCGCCUCAGCCCGAACUCACUUCCCUCUUCGAGUGCCCGGUUUGUUUUGAUUAUGUGCUGCCGCCCAUCCUGCAGUGCCAGGCCGGGCACCUGGUAUGUAACCAGUGCCGGCAGAAACUUUCCUGCUGUCCGACUUGUAGGGGCCCUCUCACCCCCAGCAUCAGAAACUUGGCUAUGGAGAAGGUGGCUUCAACCAUCCCUUUCCCAUGUAAGUAUGCUACAGCUGGUUGUCUCUUGUCGCUGCACCACACGGAAAAGCCAGAACAUGAAGAGGUUUGUGAGUUUCGACCGUACAUGUGCCCUUGCCCAGGAGCAUCUUGCAAGUGGCAAGGAUCAUUGGAAGCCGUCAUGCCUCAUCUCAUGCAUACGCACAAAAGCAUUACAACUCUGCAAGGGGAGGACAUAGUAUUUCUGGCAACUGAUAUCAACCUUCCUGGUGCUGUAGAUUGGGUUAUGAUGCAAUCCUGCUUUGGUCACCACUUCAUGCUGGUGCUUGAGAAACAAGAGAAGUAUGAAGGCCAUCAACAGUUCUUUGCCAUUGUUCUUCUAAUAGGCACGCGUAAGCAAGCCGAAAACUUCGCCUACAGGUUGGAACUGAAUGGAAACCGCAGACGCCUCACAUGGGAGGCCACUCCAAGGUCCAUCCACGACGGAGUUGCAGCAGCAAUCAUGAAUAGUGAUUGCUUAGUCUUUGAUACCUCCAUAGCUCAUCUUUUUGCAGAUCAUGGGAACCUGGGUAUUAAUGUUACGAUCUCAAUGUGCUGAAUUGCAAUGUUGUAAUACAGCAGUAUACAUGUAACAAUUGAAUGUUUGCAGUAGGCAAAAGAAUGCAGUUCUAUAUACUUUUCAGCACCUUGCUUGUGUAAUAGGUGCUAGCCCAUUUGACUGCUCCUUGCGUGCAUGUGUUGGAAUGUAAUGAAGGCAUGCUCAGCACGUGGUUCCAAGCCUGACUAAAAGAAGAUGGAAACAAAAACACCAAAACACAUCCAAGUUGUUGCAGCUGUUUUAUAAAGGAAAAGUGAUUCAAUCCUUUUUGUAAAGAAUCAUGUUUUCCUGCUUUGUGAAAUGUAAGUUCAAAUUAUUUGAGGCAAAUUAUUCAAGGCAAAUUAUUCAAGAUCUAUUUGUGUACGGGUCCAGUAUAUAGAACUACGUUAUGCGCCACAACAGUACUUAAAAAUGCAAAGCCAGUAGAUGCUUGUGCCUAUCUUAAAUAUGCUUCAGGAGAACAAUUUCUGAAUAGUUACUUACGAAGAUCCGUAACGGUGAAGGACCAUGGCGUGAAAUUAUUUUUAUUUGUUGCCAUGGCAGAUGGGUUUUGUUGUAAUUUUCUUUUAGGUAAAAAUUUGGGAACAAAUUUGCAGAGUAGAAAUGGGAGUUUCGUAAUAUUAUAGCAGUCAUUGAUAAAUCUAAUAUCAGCAUUGUCCAGUUAUAAUCCUAUUAUAUCUGUAUGCAGCUACUUGUAUUGGAUUAAGUUCUAUUCAGAUUCUUUGUUAUUAAAUUGUCUAAUCACAUGUUUAAAUGCUGACUGCAGGCUCACAUUUUGAGUAAUCUGUUUGUUAUUUGUCUCCUGAAUGAGAGAAGUUGCUUUACUCCAUAAAGUAUACAUGGGUACAUUGGCUAGCUUUGUACUGAACUGCACAGCCAGGUUCACUGAUUGAAUAGUAACAUUAAUUUCUUUUAAAAAUGAAAUGCUAGAAUAAUUGUGUAGAGCCAGCCAGUAUUUAUUAAUGAAUUACAACUGUUAGCUAUAAUGAGCUUGCUGACUUCUAAAUGAUAUUGAAUAAACGUUGUUUAAAAGAAAUGUUGAAGUUAGAUUAGAAUUUAACCAACAUGCUAGCAGAACACUAAAGAACCAAGGAUAUUAUAACAUUCUCAGCAUAUGAUUUAUUUGUUUUAUUCAGUUAUGCUAAGUGUUUGCUUAUUUUCACAAAAAUAAUUGAGUGGUGGUAAAAGAAAUUGUCUUUCCAGUGCUAUCCCUUCACCCCACCUACCAUAGGGGAUUAAAGACAGCUUUUCAUACUAUGCUGCAUCCACUGGGGUGAUCUCUACUUAAAAUUUCAAUCUGGAAUGCACAUGACUUCAGUUUAUUCUAUCAGCUGUCAUCUUCCUCUUUGCUGUCUUCCUCUCUCCCACAUAGUUGUGCUUUUCUUUUAAAAUGCUUGUGGAUCAAACUCCUUGACAUGCCUUGAGUCACAAUAGAUGCAGUUUUUAUUGAUAAUGGACUUCAUUUUCCACAAAUACCUGUUGCUAUUCAUAGCCUGUCACCCAAAUUUCAGAAAAUCUUUGAUUCAGAAUUAAGUACAAUUAUUGAUCCCUGUUUUUGUUCAUUUUAAGGUGUUGGGUACCUAUUCCCACAGAGCAGUUUUUUUUAAACUAAGAGUUUCUUUGCUCUAUUAUGAUCAGUGGAUCCAAUGAUGAACUUGCCAUCUACCCAUAAAGGAAUUUAGACUAGUCUUUGAGUAUGCCUUUAUCUGGAGAACAUUUUGACAGCAGGCAGUUUGCAACUCCAGUUUAAGAUUGGAUUUGAAAAUCUAACCCUUUUCAUUUUUUGCUGAUACUUUAAAUUUAUUCCAGGUGGGAACUCACUGGCAAAUCCCUCUUACACAGAAUAUAAUUAAGGUAAAAUUGCAAGCAGAAUCUAGGGCAUUUUGGUCUGGUCAGAUUUCAUGGUUUCACUUAAUUGAUGUAAACAACUGAGACUUUAUCAUUCUUGCUCUGUGGUAACUUGGAAUAUUGAAAAUAUUUCUGUAGAAAACCUAGCAGCAUUCUUGGUUUUGCAUCCCUGCAGUAAAUAGAUGAUAAAUGGCUCAAGCAUUAUUUUCAGGUGAGUGCUAGGAAAUGUCAUAUGGCUUUUGAAGUAAUUGACAGAUACCUGGACCAAUUCAAGAUUUUUCGAGAAAGUAAUGAUAAACAAACAUACCCAGAAGCAUCUUCACUUCUUUAAUAACCAUAUUAAUCCUACCAUAAGUAGCUCCAUGAAUAUGCCAUACAGUCGUGCAAAUUAUCUUCAUUUAAUAAGUUCACACUUAAUCUUUGACCUUAAAUUUCCUGCCUGAUUCACAUAUCCUUUGUUUUCCGUAGAUUAUAAUUAUUGAGUCCAUCUCCAGAUACAUGUAUAGUAUUUGACAGAAAUAUUAGGAAGCAGCAUCCAUUUUGUGAUAUUAUUUGCACAGAUCCCCAUAUCCAAUAAGAACUUCCAUGGGUCUAUUAGUAAUGAAGGCCCUGUUGUUAUAGUCACAGAUGUAGUGUCUGCAUUGAAGCCAGUCCAGCUACCAAAAAUAACAGUACUAGAAGAAAAUUCAAAAAUGUGAUUUUUAGUUAAGAAAUUCUAAAUUUGUGAACUCUUGGAAGUGCUCCUGUUAGAUCAUUAAUGUCUACUUAUAACUUGUAUUCCUUCUUUUGAAGUUUGGUAUUCAUUUUAAGGAAAGAUCUAAGCAUCUGUUUUUGACAGCAAUCCAUAAACAGCAAAAUUUAUAGCAUAUUACCUUUUUGGCUGAUGUACCAGUCUUGCUUUGAAUAUUGCUUCACUAAUUUACAAGUUUGAAGUGGGAGUUUGUGAAGAGAGAGAUUGGAUGCGUAAUUGAAUACGGGAUGGGCUGAGGGUAAUGUGGUGAUGGUGAUGGUGAUGGUGAAGGUACAGUCACCGAAGGGCAGACGGUGCAGGAAUUGUUAUCAGACCUGUUUAAGGCAAUUAUUCCUCAGAUGCGUCCAGGACAGCAAAUAGCAAUAAUUCACACAACUUCAAAUUCUGUUUCUCAACAAUAAUGCAUUUUGUUAGAGAUGUUCUGCACCGUGCCUGGUUUAUUCUUUACCCUUUUCAAGUAUAAUGUGAGGUUUUUUAUGAAAUGAUAUGAGAAUUUUUUUGAUUGAAGAUAUACUAUAUUUUUCAUUCUCCACUUGGUGCCUCGUAAUGUGAAUUUCUCACUCUUCAUUUGUGAGGCAUGUUUUCUGUAUGCAGUUUUGCAGAAUACAACCUGUACAGGCAUGGUUAUUUUUAAUGGGUAUUCUCCGGAGGUUUCAAUAAACUGCUUUUAGGGCAAUUUUUAAAAAUCUAUUCUUCCUAUAAAUUUUCAAAAUUUAGGACAGUUUCAAAUUUAAUUAAAAUAUUAAUGCAGUUUUCCAUCCUUCAUAAUUCUGAAUAGCAAAUGAUUUAAUCUAACGAUAUGUCAUCUGUUAAUAGCAACCUACCCAAGAAAUGGUCUUCUUAAGGACAAAAAGAACAAGUGUGUUUCGGACAGACCGCCCUCUGAUAUACCCCUCUCCACACCCCUAACCAGUUGUAUGAUUUAACUUGACUCUACUUGAAAUACACAUUCAUUUGAAGAAUGAUGUCCUUUUUAAAGUUUAAGUGAAUCUACCCUUCUGGGCACUGACCGAGAAGAAUCCAGCUAAGAUAUGAAUGGAUCUGUAUCUUUUUAAUUAAUCUUCCUUACUUAAACAGACCUGAUUAGAUAUUUAAUAGUAAAUGUUACCUCUUGAUCCAUGAAAACAGUUGGUAAAUCAGUGCUCAGUUUUGAUGUACUAACAUUGAGACACAUGGGUGAUCAAUAUAGUUCAGCCAUUUUUAGAAAACUGCAGCUGAACUUAAUCAAAGUAAAAGCAUAGAAAUGAGUGUGUGCUUAAUGCAGUCAUCUUUUAUACUCUUGCAGCAGUGCGUUCAAUAAAUUUAAUCAAAUAAAAACCCAAUAGGGUGACUGUUGCUUUGAAUUUUGUCAAACAUGGUAGUUUAUACUGUAUGAGUUUUUUAAAAAAAAUUACUUUUGGUAAUUAUGCUAAUGUGCAUUUUUGAAUUCAAAUUUGGAUACUGUGGAUUUCCUGUUGAGCAGGUGUUAACAUUUGUAUUGUACAAGAUUUUCUGUUUCGUUUUAUAUAUUUGUGUUUCUGUGCUGUGUUUUCUUUCUAUGUAUGUUUUGUUGUACUGAAAGAACAAAUAGUUCUCUGUUUAAAAAGUUGUUUAAUUCUUAUCACGAAUGGCUGUUUAAAUGCAGCAAAACUUUAGUUUUGAAGUGACCACUCUUUUUAAUCAGGAAAAUUGUUCUGUACUAGUAUAAAUAACCUAUUUCCUCCUUGCUCUGUAUCCAAAUUGCAAUAAAUUAAAACAACUUACAA
Molecule: messenger RNA, 5585 nt
Organism: Stegostoma tigrinum
Lineage: Eukaryota; Metazoa; Chordata; Chondrichthyes; Orectolobiformes; Stegostomatidae
Gene: siah2l
Product: seven in absentia homolog 2 (Drosophila)-like
Exons: 2
Coding region: 228-1241 (337 amino acids)
Biological process (GO): multicellular organism development; proteasome-mediated ubiquitin-dependent protein catabolic process
Cellular component (GO): cytoplasm
Molecular function (GO): zinc ion binding; ubiquitin protein ligase activity; ubiquitin conjugating enzyme binding
Source: RefSeq, a predicted model, not a curated record